CUUUUCCCUCCUUCCUCUUGCCUGACAAUUGGAUGUUGUGGUUGAGGGUGGAGGAACUGGAGCAGAGUGCGCAAAGGUGUGCGAGCGUGUAUCGUGCGCUCCUCGGCUGUGUUUGUGGACCUGACUGGGAUGUAAAGACUGGAUCGCAGUGCGGUUUACUGGGACUCAGAUUCACAGGAGAAAAUUAUGAGUGGUGUCACCGUCUGGAUGGAGGAGGACGACGACAUCGCUCAGGAGGAAUCACAAGCUUCUCCCUCGUGGUCAGAGGAGCGCUGCGAGGAGCUGUGGGACCGCGUGGAGGGAGUACGGCACAAGCUCACGCGGAUCCUCAACCCGGCAAAACUCACGCCGUACCUGCGCCAGUGCAAGGUCAUCGACGAGCAGGAUGAAGAUGAGGUGCUCAACUCCACGCAGUACCCCCUGCGCAUCAGCAAAGCUGGCCGUUUGCUGGACAUCCUGCGCGGUCAGGGCCAGCGAGGUCUUCAGGCCUUCAUGGAGUCACUGGAGUUUUACCAUCCAGAGCAGUAUACACAGCUGACCGGGCAACAGCCAACACACCGAUGCUCCCUCAUACUAGAUGAGGAAGGUCCAGAGGGUUUGACUCAGUUUCUGCUGCUGGAGGUGCGUAAACUGAGGGAGCAGCUUCGAAACAGCCGCAUGUGCGAACGGCGCCUGUCUCAGCGCUGCCGGAUGGCGGAGGAGGAGCGAAGCCGCGCUGAGCGUAAAGCUCAGGAGUUACGCCACGACAAACUACAGCUGGAAAGGCUGCGUCAAGACUGGGAGUUAGCCAGUCGAGAGCUGGGAAAGCUGAAAGACCGACACCUGGAGCAGGCUGUGAAGUACUCCAGAGCCUUGGAGGAUCAAGGCAAAGCCUCAACCAGAGAGAGAGAACUGCUGAGUCAGGUAGAGGAGCUUAAGUCCAGGCUGGCAGCAGGAGAGAAAAAAACAAGUGCUGCCCCUGAUGCCUCUAAAGCUGUAACUGGUUCUACACCUGCUCUACCAGAAAACCUGCCUAAGAAAACUGAGACUACAGGAAGUCAGAUGAAGAACUCGAUCCCACCCACUGGAGUCGUUGCUCUGAUGGAUAUCCUGAAGCAGGACCGCAGGGAGGCUGCCGAGCAGAGACAGGAGUUCUGCGAUAUCAUCACCAAACUACAGAGCGAGCUCCAAAACACUGAAGAGCAAAGGGACAAGUUGGAGUCUCAGUGCGAACAGCUACAGCUGAAGGUGAGGACUCUCCAGCUGGACUGGGAGACAGAGCAGAAGAGGAGUGUGUCCUAUUUCAACCAAAUCAUGGAGCUGGAAAAGGAGAGAGACCAGGCCCUGCGCAGUCGAGACAGCCUGCAGCUUGAGUACACCGACUGUCUGCUGGAUAAGAACCGUCUGCGUAAACGCAUUGCUGAGCUGCAGGCCAACCUGGAGCAGCAGCAGAGAGAGCUGGACAAAGAGAGGGAGAGGAGCCAGGAGAAAAUGGAGCCAAACAGCUCCUGCCUGCACUGUUCCCACCUGUCUCUGUGUAGUGAGGAACAGUGCUUUGGCCCCUGCUGUUCCCCCGGCCUGGAUCUGAGCCCGCAGCCGAGAAGAACCAAUCUGUUACUAAGAAAGGUGCCCUCUAGUGGCCCAGCCAAUGAAAACUCAGAGGAUUCUGGUUCAAACUCAGAGGAGAACCUCUUGCUGUCAACAGAAACCAAUGAAAAGGAAAUAAACCGCCUUUCCACAUUCCCCUUUCCUCCUUGCAUGAACUCCAUCAACCGUCGAGUCAACACAGAGUUUGACUUGGAUUCAUGGGGCAGUGAUGAGAAUGACAACAUUCCAGGUGAGCAGAGUGAGCCUUCUUUGUCAGAUUCGUGGAGCUCCUUGCAGUCUCAUUUUUUCCCCCCUGACCUGGUCAACCUGCCCAUAGUCUCUGCACAGCAGCCCAGUCCCAAAGUGCCCAGGAACCUACACUGCUCACCAUCUCCAAGUCCCCCAACCUCUCCAAAGCACAGGAGACCAAGUCUUGCCGAUGACAUCACCAUCAUUGGAGGAAGCCAAACGGGGAUAUUUGUCAGCCAUGUGAGAGCAGGUUCCCCAGCUGAACAAUGUGGACUGAAGGAGGGCAGCGAGCUGCUGGAGCUGGAGCAAGUCCUGUUUGGUGGGGGAAGUGUGCUGCUGAGUCAGUGCACUGCUGAGGUGGCCCACUUUUCUCUGCAGUGGUGGACCGAGCCGUCAACACUUAAAUUCCAGAGCAACCCAGAGGGGUACUCAAACCUGUCCUCGCAGGUUUCAUCGCCAACUUUUUUGGGUCCCGACUCUUUCUAUGUGCGUGUUAAUCUCAGCAUGGAGCCUCAUGGUGACCCGCCAUCUUUGGGUGUUUCUUGUGAUGACAUUAUACAUGUCACAGAUACAAGGUACAAUGGAAAAUACCAAUGGCGCUGCUCCCUGGUGGACCCGAGCACAGCCAAGCAUUUGCAGACAGGAUCCAUGCCCAACUACAACCGGGCUCAACAGUUGUUACUCAUAAGGUUACGAAAAAUGUCAGUGGAGCAAAAGGACUCUAAGAAGAAGAUGUUCUUAAAGAAAACAUCAGGCCGUGUACGAUUGGUCAAAGCGGUGGAUCCAAACUGCCGUGGGAUUGGUUCCACACAACAGGUCCUUUACACGCUCAGCAAACGCCAUGAGGACCACUUAAUCCCUUACAGUUUAGUACAGUCAGUGCAGGUUCAGACCAAGCGGCCAGUCAUCUUCUCACCGUCUCUGCUGUCCCGUGGUCUGAUAGAGAAGCUCCUGCAACCAGCACAGUCUGGAUUAAAGUUUAACACCUGCCAGCCAGAGCCCAUUCCAGCUUCAGAGAGACAAGACAAGAGAAUAUUCUUGUUGGAUUCUUGCAGUCCAGAGAAGGCCCUUGGCAUAAGGCUGCAGUCAAUACAGGAUGUCAUCAGCCAGGAUAAACACUGCCUGCUCGAGCUGGGCUUGUCCAGUGUUGAAGGCUUAUUGAGACUUGGGAUUUACCCCAUCGUCAUCCAUAUUCGCCCCAAGAACAAAAAACACAAGAAGCUGAGAAAGUUUUUUCCACGUUGUGGGGAGGACAGUGUGAUGGAGGAGCUGUGCCACGCCGAGGAGCUGCAGCUGGAGACACUGCCCAUGCUUCACUACACCCUGGAGCCCAACACCUGGAGCUGCACUGAUGAGCUGCUGGCUGCUUUACGUACCAACAUCCACAGCCAGCAGAGGGCGAUGGUCUGGGUUGAACUGGAUAGGCUGCCGUAGAAGAGAGAGAGAGAAUGUGUGUAGUACCAUGUAUGACUAGUGCAUGCGCCAGUAUCUACUAAGAAUUUCAAAGGAGCCCACACUAGGCUUGUGUACAUACAUUUUAACAUAAUUUUGAAAUUCUCAUAAUUAUAGGUCUCUAUAAUAGCCAAGCUGGACUGGCUAGAAUAAAUUUAAAAAACUGCAACUUAUUUGAGCCGCACAAGGAAGGUACAUGUAAGUACAAAUGUACUUACCUCAUUAAAACUGCAAUCUUCCCUUCAACUUACCACACCUAAGGUUUUAUUAUUAUACUUCUGUACUUCAAAACUAUAUUCAAUAACACAAGGAGCCUAGUUUUUGGUAUUUAGGCCACGGGUCAUUUAAUUAUGUUUUGAGUGAAAAGCUGAAGCUGUGAGAAUAUUAAGUGUGACAGAUGUUCUAGGUUAAGGGAACUGAAGCUUUUUUUUUCAUACAAUGAUAUCUGUGCAUUAUAGAUCUAGGCCAGUGUUUGUUUGGACAGUUACAUUUUAUGUCAGCCUGUUUUCUUCAGCUUUUUUCAUUUGAAGUGAAAUAAUGAACGCUCCAUUAAGGUGUCGAGUUUAGACGGAGUGGAUUCAUUAUUGUAUUUCAAUCUGAAUGUACUGCAAACUGAACUGAAUGCAAAGCAAAGAGCCUGAAACAAUA
Messenger RNA from Pundamilia nyererei, 3915 nucleotides. Its product is annotated as caspase recruitment domain-containing protein 11. The transcript has 24 exons. The record is from RefSeq and is a predicted model, not a curated record. Gene Ontology annotation, molecular function: CARD domain binding. Bases 187 to 3249 code for a protein of 1020 amino acids. NCBI's taxonomy places the organism in Eukaryota, Metazoa, Chordata, Actinopteri, Cichliformes, Cichlidae. Gene Ontology annotation, cellular component: cytoplasm. Gene Ontology annotation, biological process: regulation of apoptotic process.